ACAAGCUUGUAUAACCACUAACCAGUGUCUGGUCAGAACAUCACUAUCACAUUCAGACCGCAGACCCCAACAACGACGAUCAUGGUUUCCAAGAUGAGUAUAGUUUCCCUGCUGAUAGCUUGCAUGAUCGCCUCCGCCAUGGCCCAGAGAUCGCCCUACGCCGGAGCUUCCGAUCCUGGGGUACUUCCCCAGUAUCUUCCUAAAGACGAGAACAACCGUUUUGGCGCUGACAGUGCCCCCCUGAACCCCGGCACCCCAGCACCCGCUCUACACCCUGGCACAUUGGAGACUGAAGCUCUCUACAACCGAGUGCAGAGCUGGCCUGACGACAAAAAACCUUUCUGGUUCCUCAACUCACAAGCGCUCGAUGCUCAGAGAAAGAAACAACAACAACAACAAGCUCAACUAGAAGCAACAAAGAACCGUCAGUCGCCUUUCGCUGCUGGAUCCAAGAGGAAGACAAACUAACAAAAGAAACAUUUUUAUGAUGGACGCUUUUUAUAACUGUGAUAUUUUAAUUAGGCUCAUUAGUUUUGAUAGAUUUGUUGAAACAGUAAAACAUCUUUGAUGAAAUUAUCACUUAUGUAGUUAGAUAAUUUAAAUAAAACAAUCUUGACUCAUUUUCAUUACCAAUCAUGCUCACUGUAAACCAUUACUUGUGGCAAUGUUUCACAUUAUUCAUAUUAAUUAUUGUUGCUAAAAUAACUGCACCAAAUUGGUGCGGUGUUUUUGCAAAUAAAUAGCCUGAACAAGUUACUGGGUAACUUGAAGUAUUGUAAAAAAAUAAAUAAAUAAAAUUUAACUAAACAUAUCUUUUUUUUUUUAAUAAUGAUUUAUACAGAGUGGAAUGUAUUUUCAUUAGGUAGGUACUUUUAUGUAGUCAGAUGAUGUAAAAAUGAUAAAAGUGAGAAUCGUGUAUGUUGCAUGUGAAAAUCCUCAAUUCAUAAAGUAUAUCAGUACAAGUAUUUAUUGAUUGUAUAUAUAAAUAUAACAUUGUGUAUUA
Molecule: messenger RNA, 1003 nt
Organism: Macrosteles quadrilineatus (aster leafhopper)
Lineage: Eukaryota; Metazoa; Arthropoda; Insecta; Hemiptera; Cicadellidae
Exons: 3
Coding region: 82-468 (128 amino acids)
Source: RefSeq, a predicted model, not a curated record